AUGUCUGCAUCUGUUUUGUUUACUGCAAACCCUCCAUAUGGAAGUGACUGGCUGAUACAAGGUAACUUCGCUCUUCGCUGAACACAGCUGAGGUGUCUGCAUUAGGUCGUCAACUAGGCUGUUUUUCUUACUCAAUGCUUCUAAAUUCUUCAGAACUUCAGACAGCAGAAUAAACUGAGAGGUUAACCAGCCUUGUACAAGUGAAGGCUCGACGCUCAUAGGGCGGGUGAGUAUAAACGAGCUGAACAGAACAUGUAAACAAAAGUAACUAAUUAGAAGUGACAGGCCAUGUGACAAACUUCGGUGCCUGUUAAGCGUAUUUUGGCUAAUUCUUUAUCUUUUAUGUUAUUUGUACUAUUAUUUGUGGUCGUUUUAAGGAACGUGAAGUAAAGAAAAAGUAUAGUAUUGUUGCUGGCCUAAGAUAACGAUAUUCAAAGACAACAGAUAACACAGCAGUCACAGCUGAGCACUGUUUCUGUUUCCCUUGAAACGACAUGGGGAAUUAAUUAUAUAUGCACAAGCAAUGCACAAGCAGCUGCUACUUGUCUUCAAGCACUGCAUACUCAUGACGAGCAUAAACACCGAAUCGACUUGCCAAUAAAAAUUAUUAAUUAUUUUUUUUUAAAUUAAGAAAACAAUAACAUUGUAGCAGAAAUGUUUAAGCUCAUAUGGUGUGUUGAUGCCAAUGGAUGCAUAUUGCCGAUAGUGGUAAGUCUGUAUGGGAUAGCAUGUAGUUUGUGCAGUAAACUUAUGUGCAUUGUAACAAGAACUAUAUUGUGACAACAGGAGGGCAAUUUCGGUACACAUGCAUGCAUCUGCUGAAUGAUAAUAGCGUGGGCACAUCAAAUCUGAUGGCGGGAAAUGGAAAACUCGUGUUAAGUUACAGUCCUUUUAAAAGUCAUUUUGUUGAUGCUUUGAAUACCAUACUUUCCUACAAGAAAUGUUCUCCUUGAAAAAAAUUGGAUAUUUUCUAAGCGGGUUUUCAGAAGUAGAUUUUUCAGCAGUAGGUUUUCUUGACCUUUUAAAGACUUAAAAGACUCAACACCAAAAAUCACUGUUUGUGUUGUACAUCUGAGUUUCAUGGGCAAAGCAGUGCAUUUUUAUGGUUUGAUUUCCAGACUCAUGGUUUGUUUAUCAAGUAAGAAAUGCAUCGUAGCAAUGUUCAGCUGCUUUAAGAAGAGUGAAAAAGUUUUACUACGCAAGGUUUAUUUAUUAGCCUGAUGUCUCAUGUUAAACUGAUUGCGGAAACAUGCAUUUAUAUGUGCCGCAAAAACAUGAAAUCUAUGUUUUUUUAACAGUUUUUGGAAAGUUUUCAUCAAAAACAUGUAAAAAGAUUAUAAAGGUAAUGAAGAAUGGAAACAGUCUGAGACAGGAAAAAGUACAAGUGAUUAUGUACCAUGUAAUUGAGUAUUUCAUAAAGCUCACUUGCAGACAAUAAAAAUGAACUCCCAAAAAACGAGCAAUACUUUUAUUUUUCUUUUUGUAGAAGAUACAGAGAUUUUCCCUAACCUACUAUAAUUUUUGAAGCUACUCUUGAGUAACAGCUCCGUGUUCCACAAUUGUUUUUUCUUGUCAUUAAUUUGUAUUUGAUGACAGUUGUGAUGCGUCCAAAACAAAGAGUGGCCAUUACUCCAUAUUCUAACUGGCGAUGUAUGUUUGUCUUUAAAGCCUGUCAAAACAUAAGACAUGAAAUAUCUUACAAAUUGGCAUAUGAACAAAUGUAGUAUCCUUUAAAAUGGCAUCAUUUAGGAAUACAUUGCAAAUGCAAAGGAUUUAUUUUAAAGGUGUGUUAAUAACGUUUCAUUUCGUGCCAUUUCAGGGUUGGGGAGUUGGGCUGGAUUGGGCAAUUCCAGAAAAUAUCCAUACCCAACCACGGACGGCUUCCAUGUUUUAUCCCCCCCUUGCCUUCGGAAAUUCCAAAAUGCGUUACCCCCCAAUGCCCUCAGAAUUCCAUAAUCGUGAACCCCCCCCUCCCCUUCAGAAUUUCCGUUUUUUUGGAAGUACAUUUUCAACUUAGCAACACCUACAGGAACAAACGAACAUGACUUUAUGCCUCCUCAAGGCUGUGAUCUAGCGGCGCCAGGCGACAAGCUUUCAGACUCUAACCUACCGAAUUUGGCAAUAAAAAUAAACACCACUAACGGCAAUUUUACUCCUCUUUGUUUUCUUGUGCUGUUUUGACGUUUACAAAGCAAAAUAGCUCAAAUUCAGACCGUUAAAAUCUUUCGGUGGUCAAAUAUACCGUCGAGGCGUGUUGCGUCCUUUUAUACGUCAUGUAGUGUGCACGAAAAGUGUUCUAAUCUGACAGGCGUUCCUUGGAAGCCAGGGACUGGUGCGAUUUUUUUUUACUGUUCAUCGGACGGGAGUAACAAGAAACUUGCAAGCAGUAAGAUACAUAUUCCGUUUUUUUUUUCAUGUGACAAGAAAUUCAUCAAGGUUAAUGUGAAACCCACGUUUUACUGUUCACUUCUAUAACUUAUGAGCGUAAACACGUGUCUGAUCUAUCGAUGCUUGUCUUCUGCUUCGCGGUCAUCGUUCGUGGUUUAUUUCGAACUACCAAAGUCCACAACAAUAAGCGUUUUCAAGGAACUCCUCUACACUUUCUACUCCAGAAAUCCCACCUGUGGAAUUCCACCAUGCCUUCGGAUUUCCAAUGCAAAACACCCCAUGCCCUCAGAAUUCCAUAAUCGUGAACCCCCCCUCCUUCGAAAUCUAAAAAGCCGUCCGUGGUAUGGUAUGGAUAUUUUCUGGAAUCGCCCAUUAUGUUUAAAAUGCUCAAAUGUUAUAUUAAUUUGCAUGAUGAAAUGUAAACAAACAGUGAGCCAUCAAAAUAAGGUGGAAAAAAACUCAAAUCAGAAUUCAAACCAAUUGCUGUAAUUUAUUCCUUUGUAUAACUAAAUAAGACAGUUUUCUUAUUUUCAAAACACAAUCUUACUGGCAUUGGUAUAUGAUUUAAAAUUUAUAGCUGAAGUUCAUGUAUUUUAUCUCUCCACGAAGACGUGCCAAUGAAGAAAGCUGAAGUUACUGCAGAAAGCAAUUUUUUUCAGCCUUCAUCAAACCACCAUUCAUUCACAGAAGUGUUCUUAGUUUUGUUGUAGUUCAAUUUUUUUUCUGGUUUAAUUUUUUUUGAACCAGUUCAAAAUUUUAAACUGGUUUUAUUUUUUUAUACCAGUUUAAUUUUUUCAAAUACGUCACUUUUUUAUUUUACUGAAGGGGAGUUUAUUCUUUGUAAUCCUUAAAUAGUGAAUUAAGUGAUUAAGAUUAAGCACUCGUUUUACUGAUUAGGGUUAAGCAUUCAUUUUACUCAUUAGGGUUAAGCAGUCAUUUAGGGUCAGGGUUAGGGUUAGGUAAGGUUUGGUACCCAAUGCUUUUCCACUCAGUCAAAGAAACAGCACCAGUAUUGGUACACAGUAAUGGCAGGGUUUGCAAAUUUUAUUGAUGAGUGGAGUCACUGUGACUUCUGCUUCACAAAUUUUGGAGUCAUUUUGGAAUAUUUGGAGUCAAGUAUCACAACGAAAAAAGCCAUUUUCAGACUUUCCAGCACGUGGUCUUGGCAUAUGUACACUAUCGUGAUGGAUACACGAAGUAGCUGUGGCGGUCUGCUGACCUGGAAAGCUCAAAUCCAUGAUGGCGGUCAUCGAGUAAACUUUGAUCAUAAUUUACCCUAUUCCUGUUUUGUCGUGCAGUAUAAUUCUUUAAUUUUAAUGAUUUAAUUAAGGUUUACAACGUUUACAGUUAACGUAAAUUGUAUUUGUUGCGAAAAAGGUAAGGGCAAAACUGUUACCGAAAAUUUCUGGAGUCGAAGUGGCUCACUGUUUGUUACCGAAAAUUUCUGGAGUUGAAGUGACUCCCUCCGUAACCUCUGUGGAAAUUUGGCGUAUUUGCGAACCCUGCAGUAAUGGCUUUUUACUUCUUGAACCUCGGUAAUAAGUACUACUUGACAAAUUAUGUAAAUACACUACAUAGCUUUCUUGCACGCUGCAGAAAAAAUGUCAGCUCAGUAGUGUAAUCAAGUUCAAUGUUCUGAGAAGUAGCUGUGCAAGGAUAUAAUCGGUGGGUGAAAUUAAUGUGUUUAUUCUACCAAAUUUGGUCACAACACAUGCAUAGGUGUUUACAAUUUCUUCAACUUUUCCCAGAAGAAGAUUGGAAUGCAGAGGUGAUGUCUUGUCAACAGGGUCAAUUUUUAUAGAGACAAUAGGGCCAUAUAUACGAGGAAAAAUAAGACGCAUCUUAAAUAAAACGUGAACUGUACCAUUUAUACGAGCAUGUCUUAUCUAAUAAAGACGCGUCUUAGCUAACCGCAUCUUAUUUUAAGCGAAAUGUGCCGUUUAUACGGAAAGUUCACGUCUUAUUUUUCCUCGUAUAAAUGGCCCUAAUGUCUCAACUUUAAAUUUUCUAGGUUGGUUUUUUUUUUUGGCCUUGGGUUACCCAGGGUUUUCAACAGUUUUGAAGUAGGAGUUGCGUUUAUUUGAGUAGGAGUUGCAAGGCCGGAUGGCCUUGCUCUCUAGGGGGGUGGGGCAUGCCCCCAGGAAAUUUUGAAUUUCUAGACUCUUGAGACGCAUUUUUCCGCAUUUUGAGGCGCAGAACUAGCAAAUUUUAGAUAUCAAAAUACUGAUAAAUUUUGAUGCUUUUAGUAACUUUAACCACAAUAUUAGGGUACGGUUUAACCACAAUCAGGGUUUUUAUGUGGCAUAUUGUUGUAAGUUAAUAUUUAAUGUUAAGAUUUGGAUUUUAAGGCUUUAGUAUGUUAGUCAUUGUAUAGGAAUUUAUUGUACCUGAUGAUUUUUACCGUGUAUAAAUAAUGAUUAAAGAUUAGAUUAAAGAUUAAAGAUUAGUACAUAAUUUGGGUUGAAAAAAGUAAAAGUGAUUAAGAAACAGCAAAGUUAAUUGAAUUUUCAAUAACCAACAAAAGCUACUUGUGUACUUUGUUCAUGUAGACCCAUGUACUUGGAUAGCUGUUUGUCCAGUCUAGACCGAAGCAUUUUUUCUGGGCCUUCUCUUGAUGCCUAGAAAAGGCUCAAAAACAUACUAAAGCUAUACACGAACUGUUUUAAACUCAAACAAAAUUUACAAUUUUGAAUAUCCUUAUUACUUAUCGAUCACAAACACCGUUCAGGCCUACUUCAUCAUUCAAUUGAAGUGAAAUAUGGUAGUAUCUACAAGUCAAAACAUGGAGAUUCUUUGUCUUCUGAGAAAAAGACUUUUAGUCAGAAAAGUCCUCACUAUCGUCGUCGUCAUCCUCCCAUCCGCUGUCAUGUGCUUCACUGUCGUCCGAUUCGCCAUGCUCUUCAUCUAGGGAGAAGACUUUUGCUACUACUUCUUCUUGUUCUUUCUCCUCAAUUUGAACUAUUUCCUCUUCCAUUUGUGUACCGGCAUCUGCUUGGGUAAUCUUCGGGAAAACAUUACAUUAUUACCUGCAGCAUCCUUUUUCUUUUUCUUGUUUGUCACUGUCAGCGACCACAUCUCCCGUAAACCACGCUGUCGCUUUUCUGCCAUUUUGCCGUGUUCUUGGAGACGAAAUGUGGCGUUUUAUAUAGAGUCGCUUCAGAAACCGCUAACUACAAUGUUCCUGUAACUGAGACCCAGUCUUGACUCGUCCUCAACGUUUACUCAACGUAUUAUGCAGAGAACGUAUUUUAAAAGCAGACUUGAGCAAUGUUUUGGCGAAAUUCUCCAGAAGAAUUUCAAGUUUGCUUGCUCGCAACAGCUUUGUGAACACUUACCACUUUUUAUCAAAAGUUCUAUUUAUCAUAUAAUUUACCUAAGGGAAAGUAGGCGUGGCAAAUCAAAAAGUUGUCGUCGGAUGCGACGGCCGAUGGCUGAUUUUGAAAACUCUGUUACCAUUUUGUUGUUGUACUUUUCUUGAUUUUCAGUUAUUUUUUGUCGUUUUCUGGAUUGUUCCUCGUGAUGUUCACAUUCUCUAUGGCUUUUAAUACCAUAAACAGCCUCAUAUGGCGUCAUCUUUAUUGCUCGAUGGUAGCUUAUGUUUCUAGUAUAAGCUGCUUCUGAUGCUUUUCACACCAUUUUGAACACUUGUGGAAGAGGUGCUCAUUAUUAAUGCUCUCAUAAUUUAUCCUCUUUCCAAGUUCGAUUUGAUCUUUCAUCCAAACCUUGAAUGGUUGGUGUUGCUUCCAUCUUUUUGUUUGCGAAUUCUUUACCAUUGUCGGUUAGGAUUUUUUUCGGAAAGCCAUAGGUGUAGCAGUAGGGUUUGAAUCUGGUAAGUACUUCAUCGGCAGACUUGGCCUUCAGAGGUGUUAUGUAAACAUACUUAGUAUGAUGAUCAGUUAUGUUCAUGGCCCAUGUGUGCUUCUCAGUACAAUCAGAAGGACAGUUACGGAAGUCCAUUAAAUCUAUCUCUAGGAGAGAUAGAAAUGUCGGAGAUUGAAUAGGUUUAUCAACAAGCUUAACACGGCUAGUUACUGACUGCGGCUCCGCAUGAAUUGGGCACGGGCCAGCAAAUAUGGCUACCACCUUCACAUUGACUUUGGAAUAGUUGUUACUGAUCCAUUUAGAAGUAAUUUGUCGACCACGAUGAGCAGUGCGAUCGUGAGCGAGGGACAACACGUUGUGAAUGUCCCUUUUAGGGACCACCUUUCUCUUGUUUUGUGUUAUUAUUGAGUUGUCUGAAUAAGCCAUGACUGUUGAUUUUUCCCACUUCGACAGCAUGUUUUCGUCGGAUUGAAUUCCAAGCUGCAUCUUGGUCUGGUAUUUAAGAUAGGCUUUUGUUUUAUCGAAGAAUGAAUCCUUGAUAAAAAGCGUUAUCUGUGAUUCGUUUUUGGUCUGUUUGUUUUUCAAGGCAUCCAACUGUUCGUAAAAGAUUUGUCUCUGUACACACGGUACAUGUACAUGAGGUUCAGCCAUGUUUGAGCUCUAAGUCCCCUCUAAACCAAAUGCGCAUGUUUUUUACUGUAUGAAUAUUUCAAGAACAAAUUUGGCCGAGUGAAGGGGAGUCUGGGGCUAAUUACUUAUAAUACCAACAAAUAUUCGUCGCUCUCCAACGAAUUCUACCGUGGUCUAAUGGAGAGAACGGAUGGCAACAGAUCUGGAGGUUGGUGGUGCAAAUCCUGGUAAGAACAAUAUCAAGGUGAAUAAAUAAGUAGUGUAGAGGCAGAGUGGUAAAUAAAUCAGGGGGGGUAAAUGAAAGAUCCUGUGGGGUAGUAGGCUAGGAUAAAAGACUAAGAGGAGAUGUGUAGAUGAUAAAUUGCAGGAAAAGUUCCAUCCUUAUCUCUCUUCUCUUUUAUCUUGCAUCUAAUUCUUUUCAGAACCCCCUUAAAAGCCAAGCCCCAAUUUUUCAUCCACACCCCAAAAAGAAAAGGCCCUUUUGAGACAGUUGAUUAAAAACUGGUUAACAAAAAUUAAACUGGUCAAAAAAAAUUGAGCUGGUUUGUAAAAAAAAAAAUAAAGCAGAGGUUAAAAUUGAACUACAACAGUUUCAUUAAUUAUUAACUUAAUGUGGGAGAAAGGGGUCAAUUAUCAUUCUGACUGUAAUAUAUCGAACGCAUACGUGGAGAUGUGAUCAUUGUUGAUCCGCAAAUGAGUCGAUCCUGUAGCAUAUCAUUGAGUGUUCCUCCAUGACGAACUCCACGACACUUUCCCCUCCAAGACAAUUUCUCUUAAAUCGCUGUACAGUGACACUUGGCUUAGGCGAAAAAAGAUUUUCCAACGUUUUGCAGAUGACUUGCACUGUAAUGCACUGUAGCCGGUUUUUUUGGUUUGCAAGAGAUCUCAAAUGAGGCCGUAUGUUUUGCUCCCAUAUAUGCUGAGUAAGAUUGCUCGCUGUUGCUUGUCAUCUUCAAUUUUGUUUGCCAGAAAGUAUUGCUCAAGUCUCUCUGGGUAAUGAGUCCAUGAUUCCACUGACUCAUUGAACUUUCCCAUGUUCCUGUAGGUUGCCGUUAAGGUGAUUUUUACAAAUCCUCAUCGCUAAUGUAUUACAUGUAUAUUGAACACAUGGAGAUGUGACUACAUGCUACUUCAAUGCUCAUCAAGAAACUGAACUUAAAAUCUUACAUGUGUGAUUGCAUAACCACGGUGUUUGAUUUCCACAACUACAUAUAUAACUGAACCUGUAUUACAUAACACUGACCUUUUCCUGAUGCUCAAAAAAUGUGCGCAAAAUGUUGGGUCGUAACAAAAUGCAACCAUCUUAUCUUUGAUCUACUGUCUUUCAAAAGGGAAAAGGGCGACAACAAGACUACAAUAAACUCACUCUUCAGACUAUAAUGGUAGGUCUUCCAAAUCAAUUGUAAGACAUUGUACGCAUCAUCGACAGACUUGCAACUGUUUUGCAGCUGCAACAAGGCCAGCUCGAGUACUUUCAAAUCUUGUGUUUUUUUUAGCUGGAACAGUGGAUGCCUUGGGUUUGAAUAACAAAGUGAGUGUCCCUUGGUGUUUUUGUUGAGGAGUGAUACUUUUUCUGAUAGAAGGGCAAUCCUUCUUGUUACUAGCUAAUGGCUCUGCCCUGACUACGGGUACAAAGUGGUUUGCUGUAUACAGGUUGCAGUCCUGUUGUCCAAAUUACCAUCCCUUGACCAAAGAAUGGUUAUGGCUUCCUUGUUGGGCAUGACAGAGUUAUCUGAAGUGCUAGGGUUGAUAAUUUGGUUCACCCAACAGUGGUAUUUAAACUGGAUGGUAGAGUACAUCAAGAUUAUUGGUUUGGACAGAACAGAGCCCAUACCCAUGAUGUGAACAAGGGAAAACCGUUGUCUGAUCUCACCCACUACUAAAGCUUCCUUUGUCUUAGAAAAUUUGCGAUCACCUCUCCUUGUUAAAGCAACAGAAAAUAGGACAUCUGGUUUUCAUUAAAAAUCAAGACAACGAACAAGAUAUUGUUACACUCCUGUUUUAGCAAAAAGUGAGGCAAAGUGUUCACUGCUAGCCCUUAUAUUUUGUAAUAGCCAAGGUGAAAACUCAUUGCAAAAUUGCAACUCCUCCCUAUGUUUUAGUCGCAAAUGGAAGAAAUUAAGUCACAAAUGCGAUUGUUUUGGUUGCAGUUUUGAGCCCUGUGAUGGCACAUUUACUUGGGUGUCAGUUAGCUGACUGUUUUGAAUGGGUUUUGAUGCCCUUUCUUUGGCUGUCUGCCCUUUUUACAGAAGUGUUUAUGGAUUGUUUGUGAUUUCUGUUUUGGAAUGCAUCUACUGGUUUUGUGUAGAGUGUACUGUUCAUCCUGUUUAUUUUUAGAGUUUUGAUUACAUGUGUUGAAAUGGUGUUUUUUAUACACAUGUAUCGGAAAUCUGUUUUUGCAAAUUGGCUAGUUGUGCAUUGUUGUGGUUUACAAUGUGGCUCGCUGUGUGUGUUUAGUCGAGAGGUUUCUCAUUUACAUGCGUAUUUCUAUAAAUAAAUUAUUGUCUUUAUUCACCACAAGAUAUGUCACAUAAUUGCUGCCCACACAGUGAAGCUACCUAUUUUUUUCUUGAAAGCAUCUGAGAAUUCGAUUUGCUAGAAAGUUUGUUGGGAUGUUUAUUUUGCUGUUUCAGUUACCAGUUCCCAGUCCCCGCAGCAUAGCACUCCAUGCAGCAAAGUAUAAUGACGACCAAAAUUUUAUUUGAGAAUCUUGUAAGCGCUAAGAAAGUAAAAGUCUAUAAUUUGUUCUAAACACACUUUAAAAGGAAAUUGCAGUAAACUUGUUGUAGUGUUUGUUAGCAGGCUUCAAUCUACGACCUCUUGGUUAGACAUUUGUGAGUGUUAUGUAUGUGGUUGAACUCCAAAGUCAAAUGCGAGUACCAGGGACACAUAUUUUCUGCAUUGCAGCCGGUAAGUUACUCAUUUGCGUGUCAUGUUAGUUUUAAAGUUAAGCAUUUUGGAAAGGUGGUGAAGGCUUAAGGGAGGAUUUGAGGGGAAGAUUAUGUUCUUUCAUGUGUUUCACAGCACUGUCAUUCCACAAGCCCAACCAGUUAUCAGGUAUGGAUCAUGAACCAGGGUUUUCAUGAAGAAUUCUAGUAGCAAUAUUAAGGUGUGAUGUUACAGGAGAAUAUUUUGAAAUACGCUCCUCAUCUGAAUAAAAAUAGUCACAGUCUACUGAACGUUUGUCAGAGAAUUUUUCAUAGUAAACGGAGAAUUCUCUGAUCUCCGAUGCCUAAUGAACACCCUGUGAACACAAUCGAUGAAAUUGUUGCUUAGUUUUGUUGUACAUGCAAAACAAAAACAGAAUCCAUUACCUCUCCACACCUCUUCCAAACACUUAGAUCACUUUCUAUGCCCACACAUCAGGGGAACUACGCAUUGGAACAGCUGCUGCCAAUGUUUGAGGACCUCUACAGCAAUAAUAAUCUUGUUGGAAAUGUUGAAAAUUCCUUUGUGGUCUUUUACAUUAUUAUUUUAUGAUUUGUUCUGUGAGGGUUAAAUAAUGAAAGAUGUGUGGUUCCAAAAAUCAUUCAGACCGUGUACAUAUUUAUGGUACCAAACAAUAUCAAUAAAAUCUUACUAAUGUUAAAUAUUGAACAUUAUUGUCUUCAGAAUGUUAUCCGAUCUCUUUUAGGGAGAAAUUAUUGGAAGAAUAACCAAAAAGUGAAGAGGUUCUUACAACAACAAUCAACAGUUCUUAAUGAAAUAUGAUGUUGUUAAUGAAGAGCUAGAUAUCACAAAAUACAGCUAACAGAACAACCAGGCAGUCAUUAAAAUGUUGCCUUUGUCAAAAGGUCAUGGUUGGUGCAUGGCUUUGCAGCUCUUAUUUGAGCAGAAUUUAACCUUAAUAUUAACUGGUAGAAAAAUACAUGGAGUGAUAAUGUAUGAGGAAUCCUGUUGUCCUUGACCAGGAUGCAUUCUGCAAUCUGAAAGAGGACUCCCUCUGUGCCUGACAGCAUAAAACAGCAAAGAACAUGUUUCAAGCUUCAGCAGGCAGAGAGCAUAAUUAUCUAGAGGUACCGGGUACGGAAUUACCAUCCUCAUGUUAAGUCUAAUUGUUGAUCCUGUACUCACACUAACUUUUUGCUCAGCAGUAACUGUUGUGGAUGAACAUGUGGCUGUACAUCUUCAUCUACAUCUACACGUAUAUCUACACAUAUUAGGCCAGUAAAAAUCGCUAAGACAUCACACCAACCAUAAAAUAAUAUACAAUAGUGAUAUAAAAUUAAAUAAGAAUAACUAUGUAACCAUUGCUUUGAUUUACAAGACUCUAACGAAACUGAUGAUUCAAUAGCCUCUGGGAGGCUGGUCCAGACCAACGUCCAAAAAAGUGAAAAUAUAAAAAUGUCCUUAUUGGAUUCACCAGAUGCUGAUAGAGGUGCAGUGUUAACUGGACCUGAAACAUGACAUUUUCAGCACACAAAAAAGAAUAUAAAAGAGGCAAAUGGUUCACAACUUCAUCUUUUUGCUGUUACCUCUUUUCUUUAAACAGCUUCUGUUUGUGCAGGUGAACUGUCUAUCACGCUUCUGAACAUGACAAUACCCAGUGGGGCUAGAUAGGCCCUGGAAAUCACUGUGAUAUAUGGCAUAGCAGCAUUGAGAAUUUUUGAACAACAUAUUUGAAAUCUUCAGGUGGUUGAAGUGCAUCCAACAACAUUUUUUGAGGGGAGUCAUCACUGUUGUAACUCUUGAUGUCUUCUUCUUGUAAGUUCUUGGCCGAAGUUGGCAAGGAACAUGACUCUACCACAUUGUAAUGUUCACAAGAAAAGGGAACACAACUAGCAACAUGAACUGCCCUCUUUUUGUUGCAUUUUUGGAGUGACAAACAAAAUCUGAGCUUGACUACACACAAACACUCUAUUGUGUUUGGAUUUGAUUUCAACAGAAAAUAACUUGAGUUGGGAUGAUUCAACUACAAGGACACACUUUGGCGAGUCUGUGUCUAAUUUUGGCUUAUUUACUUUCCGCACGUGUUCCCUCCUAAUUGCAAAACCCCAAAUCGGACAAGUUUUCGGCUUCGAUACAUUGGAAUAGGUGUAACCACUGGGGCACUGCCCAGUACCUUCUGAUGUCCACUUCGAUGGGUUCUCCUAACAAAUAAAAAUUGUACAUUAUUACGAGCAUCAAAACCGUCAACAAUGCAUAUGUAUGUAUGUGUAUAUUUAUGUUUAUCAGCAAGUGCAAUGUAGACUACUCAAUAUGAGCACAUAUGGGUUCAAUAUAGUUCUGCUCUUAGAUCAACAAAAAGUUGCUCCACUCCGCAGUUAAUCUCCGUGCAUACUGAAAGAUCAUUAAGGUUACACCAGCAACAUAAUCUUGCAACAUCAUUACUUAAUACCAUUGGAAUGGCAGUUGCAAAUUCAAAAACAAAAAUAAGUGUGUGCAUCAUUAUGCAAUUACAAUAUGUUUAUGUAUACACACACUGUAUUACUCAAGAGUUAAGGCUAAGAGCACAAAGGAGAUUGAGAAACAGCCUGCUAUACUGUCAGAUAAAGACUAAAAGUAAAGUGCUACCGGAAGUUUCAAGAAUGGGCCCAAAAAGAGCCAGCCAAUAAGAUAAUUGGUACAAUCGUUACCGGAGGUUUUUAUCAAACCAAUCAGGGAGCAGCUCUGGAAGGGCACUGCAUUACCGCAUAAUUUGCCUUGGCAACGAGGCGAAUGAAAUAAGUGAAUUGCUUACUGAGGUGGGAAAACUGAAUCAAGCUUUUCCUGUUCAUUUAAAAAUAUUUAUUUGUAUUCAUCUCAUGAAGUAAAAGAAAGAGUACAUAUGAAUGAGUGGAUAUAAGGUUAUUUCAUAAUUCCCCAUUUUGUAGUUGGUGGUCGUCCUCACAGGUGAAAGGUUGUGCAAAGUGGAUGGAGUUCCAGUGGUGUGCCUUUUUAAAAUUAUGCAGAUCGUGGCUUUUUAAAAGUUCUUUGGUGUUAACUUUCUCUGAGGUAUAUUUAUGCUUGUGGUAGGGAUGCAGAAAACAUUGAAUACUGUUUAAAUUUGCCCCUGAUGAACCAUAAACUGAUAGUCAUUGACUUAAAGGGAACCUCCACUCUUACUACAGAAUAAGUUUAAAUCGAAUAAAAUUAUGUUGACAAACAAAUUUGUUCGAAAUUUGUCUUAAAAAAAGUGUUUAUAUCAGGAAAAGUGAAUUUUAAAAUCGCUUAUUUUCACUUUCAAAUUUCGCGGGCGCCGCCAUCUUGACUAAUUGUGACGUGUAAUGGUUGCUCUGUUGUUCUGACACAAAGAGCUUUUGUUUAAUAACAAUAGGGCAACCAUUACACGUCACAAUUAUUCAAGAUGGCGACGCCCGCAAAAUUUGAAAACAAAAAUAGGCGAAUCUAAAAGUUAUUUCUUUCGGAUACAAACGCUUUCUUUAAAAAUAUUUUAGAUUGACUUGACUGUAACAUUUAUUUCCUGUGAUUUAAAGUUAUCUUUUUGUUGAAGUGGAGGUUCCCUUUAAAUUAGGUAUAACAUUUGUCUGGAGUAGGUGUUCUAUCUAGUGUUGAUUGUAGCCUUCCUUUCUUAGUGACCUUAUAAUAUAUAGGCAUUUUAUUUUUUAUCACUUACUUUUCUUGCACAUGGUUAUCUGGAAACAUCUUGGAGUGUAACACCUAAAUUAAGCCUUGCUUCUUGAAUAUUAUAUAUUACUAGUAGUGCAAGUUUAGGCCUGUAGUUUAUUUUUCUGUCCCUCAUUCCUGUGUUUUUGAUAGCGAGUUAAGGCGUCAAAAAGGUGUUGUUCAGCCUCUUGAUUGAUCUCCUUAAUUUCUUUUUCGAAAAUGCUGUAUAUCAAAACAUUUGGUUUCGACUAUAAGGCAAAGACAAAGUCAUAUUUGUUAAAUGUUCCUCUGACAGUUUUAUAGAGUUAUCAGUCUUUUCUAAUAAUUAUUUGUCUUUUACUGUCUUGUGGCUCUUGUGUUUUCUCUUUUGACCUUGCUUCUGCAAGUUAGGUUUUGGUGGACUGUUGACCCUCGGUCCCUUUAACGGGCUGUUGUCGCUGCAUUCUCUUGGUGGUGGUGAUGAGCUGUUCUUUUAUAUCAUUUCCUUAUUCAGAAAGAGAGUUUUACAACUCAUGGUCAUUUUUGGACGUUUGGACUGUAAUCUGGCGUUUUAGAAUGCACCAUGUAACUCAUUCUGACUGGGCUGAAAACGUAGUGCCAUUGAGUCAUCAAACAUGACUGCAACAGUAUAAAGGCUACAACAGGAUCAACAGUUUUGACUUGAGAGUCUCUUCAACUUCCUGUUGAAAACAGGAGUAGCAUCGCAUGAGGGAAGGGUAGAUUUGCCUUCUCAAAUGAAAUUGAAAUUGUGGCUUAGUUUUGUUGUACAUGCAGAAACAAAAACAAAAUCCAUUACCUCUCCACACCUCUUCCAAACACUUAGCUCACUUUCUAUGCCCACAUCAGAGGAACUCCACGUUGGAACAGCUGCUGCCAAUGUUUGAGGACCUCUACAGCAAUAACAAUCUUGUUGCAAAUAUUGGAAAUUCCUUUGUGGUCUUUACAUUAUUAUUUUAUGAUUUGUACUGUGAGAGUUAUGUAAUGAAAGAUGUGUGGUUCCAAAAAUCAUUCAGAUCGUAUACAUAUUUCUGGUACCGAACAAUAUUAAUAAAAUCUUACUAAUGUUAAGUAUUAAACAUUACUGUCUUCACAAUGUUAUCCGAUCUCUUUUAGAGAGAAAUUAUUGUUGGAAGAAUAACCAAAAAGUGAAGAGGUACUUACAACAACAAUCAACAGUUCUUGGAAGAUAAUGAAGAGCUAGAUAUCACAAAUGCAGCUAACAACACAACCAGGCAGUCACUAGAACGUUACCUUUGUCAAAAGGCCAUGGUUGGUGCAUGGCUUUGCAGCUCUUAUUUGAUCAUAGUUUAACCUUAAUAUGAACUGGAAGGAAAAUGCAUGGAGUGAGAAUGUAUGAGGAAUCCUGUUGUCCUUGACCAGGAUCUACAUAAUUAUCUUAAGGUACUGGGUACGUAAUUACCAUCCUCAUGUUAAGUCUAAUUGUUGAUCCUCUACUCACACUAACUUCUAGCUCAGCGGUUACUGUUGUGGAUGAACAUGUGGCUGUACAUCUAUAUCUACAUCUACAUUUACAUCUACAUACAUAAGGUCAGUAAAAAUCGCGAAGACAUCACACCAACCGUAAAAUAAUAUACAAUAAUGAUAUAAAAUUAAAUAAGAAUAACUAUGUAACCAUUGCUUAGAUGUAAAAGACUCUAAUGAAGAUGAUGAUUCAAUGGCCUCAGGGAGGCUGUUCCAGACCAACAUCCGAAAAUGCAAAAAUAUAAAAAUGUCAUUAUUGGAUUCACCAGAUGCUGAUAGAGGUGCAGCGUUAACUGGAUCUGAGUCAGCUGACAUUUUCAGCACACAAAAAAGAGUAUGAAGAAGGGGGCAAAUGGUUCACAACUUCAUCUGUUUGCUGUUACCACUUUUCUUUAAACAGCUUCUGUUUGUGCUACCGAACUGUCUAUCAUGCUUCUGAACAUGACAAUACCCUGUGGGGAUAGAUGGUCCCUGGGAGUCACUGAGAAUAUGGCAUAGCAGCUUUGAGAAUUUUAAACAACAUGCCUGAAAUCUUCAGGUGGUUGAAGUGCUUCCAACAACAUUCUUUGAGUGGAGUUAUCACUGUUGUAACUCUUUAUGUCUUCUUCUUGUAAGUUCUUGGCCGAAGUUGGCAAGGAACAUGACUUUACCACAUUGUAAUGUUCACAAGAAAAAGGAACACCACUAGCGACAUGAACUGCCCUCUUUUCUUUGCAGUUCUCUGGAAAACAGGAGUAGCAUCGCAUGAGGGAAGGGUAGAUUUGCCUUCUCAAUUCUGUUCCCAUUUAAAAGUUGUUUGGUGAUUUUUUUAUGGUUUAGUUUCUGUGGUCCAGGAUCAAGUUUGCAGUUUUCUCUUUCUAUUGGUCCUUCUCUAAAGGUACAUUGUGUAUAACAACCAAUCAUGUGUGUGUAUUUUAGAUCCUACUCUUUUAAAAGGCGAGCUUGUGUUUUUGAGCUAACAGCCACUGCAAUUGGGUAAUCAAAAAUGAUGAAUUCCACUAUGUCAACCUGAUAUAUACAGGCAUCUAUUAGUGAUCGAUCUAAACAUAAUGUGCCUAGAAGCUUUAAGUUGUUUUAAUUCCCUGCUAUACAGAGCAAUUUUGGUCGUCAAAACAUCACUUUUGUUCUCCGCACUCAGGCAAUACAGUUUUUUUUUCUUAAAUUGUACUUUUUACAAACAGUUAAGUCAAUGAUGCUGUUAACUUCUCACAUAGCCUCAGUUGUAAAAUUAAAUAAUAAUCUAGCUUGAGUUACAGAACUAGGAGUCCAAACUUUAUAAUCUCUCCAAGCGAUUAUGGUUACAUGAGCCCUCUAGGUUAUAUGCCCACCUAGAGCAAUAUUCAAGUCAUUUCAAAUGAGAAGCAAGGUUAUUAUGUGUGCCUCUGUUUCUAUACCAUUCCUUUUCAAGAUGGCAUCAAAGGCGAAUCCCUGUCUAAGCCUCAUAAUAGUCUCCGUUUAGGUGCUGAUACUUGUGUCUAAUACUUUCAAAAACCCCGGACACUGUGGCAAAAGUGACAGUCUAAAACUGUUAAAGUCUCUGCUAGUUUCCCUCAUUCCCGGCGUAUGGGAGUGUGGGGCUUUCCACUGACUAGUGCAUAAUAGGAAAAAAAGUGCAAGUGGUAACAAACAAACAGUAAGAGUAACAUAUUAUUUGAGGUGAUGUAAUCAGUGCUCUCCAAGUUAGUGCCUCCCUCAAUAAUGUAAAGAGUUAACAACAACAGUGUAAACAUACCAUUCAAUACAGAACAGUACAGUACAGUAAGUUUAUUUACAUGUCCCAGUGGGGGCAUUUGAUAUUUAUGAUUAGUUGUAAAAAGCAGAAAAAGCCUAAUUACAAUACCCAAAGUACUGAAAUCUUCUAAGAUGAAUUGAAAUAAUUUACAUAAUCUUGAAAAUAUGACACCCAAGCAAAGUAACAAUGCCUAAAAUUCCCUAUGGGCCCUGUGGUGUGUACUUUGCAAAUCUUAUGUAAUAAGCGGUUACACAAUAAGCUUUCUGGGCCUUCCAUUUCUUUCUCAAAAGUUUCUUUCACCUUGUCUAUAUGAAUUUUUCUAGAUUAUUAUUUGUGCUGUUUGUUUUAUAUUUUGAUUGUCAUAUGCAUGCUUUUGCAAUGCUGUACAAUGAUGUGGUCAUGCAAAUAAAGCAGUUUAUUACUAUUACAUGAGGGUGAUGCCAUGCGUGUUUUCCCUGAGGGAAAAGUUGCCUUUCUAAACGUUCAGACCGCUGAAAGCGGAGAAUUGAGUCAUCAGUAUAAUUGUUGUCUAGUUCUUCAUCCCUUCUGAUGUACCCUGUAGAAGAAAGAAAUCGUACCUGGGGUCCUCAUCAGAAGCCAUAGCUACAGUACUCCCCUUCACAGCAAGGUCAGCUAUGUGUGCUGCAGUGUCUUGGACAAGAAUGGGUGUUUCUGCUGCUUGUCUUGCAGCUGCCACUGAACCAUCUCUACAGAUUGACAUUUUCUUCCAGUCAUCCAGCCAAGCUUUGUUAAUACAGCUUUCCUCAACUUCAACAAUACAACUCACACAGUACCAGAAUCAUUGCCUUGCCAAAAACGUUUCUUGCUCUGGUAAAGACUUGUACAGAAUGCAACUUCCUUAUCCCUUUAGCUUACUUGAAUUUCCUUUUGUGCCUUUUCCUGCCAACUGCACCUUACAUACAUACAUACAUUUACUUUAUAGGUCUACACAGGGCUUUUCAGUGAAAUAUAUAACAAAAUAGAACAACGUGAAAUAAAGCAAAACACGCGUGUCCAAAAAUUAAAGUACCGAUUAUUUGAGAGCAAUGGUCAGGAAAUAUUGAGUAUUGAGUGGCAAGAGUUGAAAAAUCUAUUUCCUUCGCUUUUUGUCCAUAAAAAGCUUUUAGGUACAAUGAGGGACAAAAGUGUUGAGACACUUCCGUAAAAUGGCCCCUUUUUGUAUAGUGGACAUACUUACCCCCUUCCCCUGUCUACCCCAACCCCUUCCCCCAAAAAUCAAUGUUGUAUUUUGGACCCUCAAGUCUUUCUUUUAGUUGAGACGACGUUGAUUCGAGGGGGGGGGGGGUGAGGGGAUUUACGGCGUUUAAAAGGGAUGGAAUAAUAAAUGAAUUAAAUGUUUGAUAAAAGCACCCAUUUUAAACAAGUGUGUCAACUUCUUUUGUCCCUGAUUGUCUGAACAAUAUUCCAGGUGGUAUAUAUGAAAUUUGGAAGGAAUUUUAUAGUCAAAAGUUGAGAGACCAGUAUUCUUUGUUUCCAUUUUUAGAAGUAGGGUAUGGCAGGUACCUUAUUGUGUGCCUGUUUUGAAAACGAGUCGGAGGUGGGGGCAGGUAGGGAAACACCAUGGUGUGAUAUAUCAUACAAAGAGUCGUGUCCUUUCAUUAUAUUAUUAUUAUCUAUUGUUUGUUAUGUCUUAAAAACAUCCUUGUCAAUGCAAAAGGGAGUGAUUUAAAUUCACGGUCUGAGAAUGUCUGGUUUUCAUGCCUGAAAUCUAGUUAUUGUACCCAAAGGGCUAAAAGUGGGUGGGGAGGGGGCAUGUGAUUCGAAAUUCAUUCCCAGGCUUAGCGCAUUAUUCUAACGGUCUUUGUCGGGAGCGUGAUAUUCGCCAUCGCAGAGUAAAAAUGGAAUGUCUGCAAGCUGGGAGACAACGCGUUGUGUAUUUAAUUACCUAUAGUCGAGCUGAUGUUGUUAAGUUUCCUUCUAAAGAAAGUUUUUCCAAUGCUGUAUUACAAGCUUGGCAGAGUUUUGGCGUUAGAGUUGUACAGUGGGUAACGUGUAUUGAAGCUCAUCACAACACAGAUAAUGCCGAAACUGUGUGGGAGAUGAAUCUAUACCAUUAUCACAUGGCUAUCAAACUGGAAAUUUCAAGUACGAAAGUAUUUAGACGAGAACUUCGGGAUAAAGGUGAACUUCAGCGAUAA
This is a messenger RNA of Porites lobata, 18759 nucleotides long. The record is from the annotation of a GenBank genome assembly. NCBI's taxonomy places the organism in Eukaryota, Metazoa, Cnidaria, Anthozoa, Scleractinia, Poritidae.